AUGUCGUCCUUCAUCUUUGCGGACCGCUUCGUCCUGCCAGAGACGUCGCCGCUGCUGUCGCCGCGGCUGCACCGCCUCUUCUACGUGUCGCUCGCGCUCCAGCACGCCGCCUUCCACCUCGUCUCCAACACCUGGCUCAAGGGCGAGGGCAAGGAGAUGCUCAAGAAGCGCUGCUGGAUCCUCACCACCAUGGCCAGCGCCGUCAUGUGCGCCGCCAGCCUGCCCUACCUCGCCGACCUGGCCCGCAGCGGCUUCGACCUGCAUCAGCUCCGUCCGCGCACUGCCACCGUCGCCGAGCCGCUGGCCGCGUACUUUGUCGCCUACCUCGUUUCCGACCUGGGCCUCGGUUCCAUCUACUACCGCAGCAUGAUCAACCUCUCGAGCGGCUGGGUGCAUCACAUUGGCUACAUCUUUCUCUUUAGCUGGUGGGUCCACCGCGGCUGGGCCCACCUCGCCGCCACCGCCGCCAUCUUUGAGCUGCCCACCCUCAUCAUGGGCCUCGCCUCGAUCCACCCGCCCCUCCGCUCCAACAACGCCUUCACCGCCACCUUUUUCGCCACCCGCAUCUUCUACCAUUUCGCCCUCGCCCUCGCCAGCUGCACCGAGUACGGCCGCAGCAUGCCCGGCGUCGGCGGCAGCUGGGGCCCCGUCGUCAGCAUGAUUGUCACCUACCCCAUGCACGUAUGGUGGGGCUACAAGUGCAUCCUCAGCGUCCGCAGGCGGAUGCGCAAGCGCAAGCUCGCCGCCAGGGAGGUCCAGAGCGCCAAGGCGUCGCUCGCCGCAUCCGCCGGACAGCUCCUCACCGGCCUGCCCGCGCCUGACGUCAGCAGCGCCGUCAACACGCCCGCCACGACCCCGGGCGCCGGCGCGGUGCCCGCCACGGCCAACUUUGGCUCCACGGGGCCCGUCCACACGGCGUUUGCCAAGGCCGCGUCCAUGGCGCGCCCGCCGGUCAACCUGCUGCUGCCCAAGUCGCGCCGCAGGUCGGCCGAUGCCGUCGGCGGCGCGGCCGCUGGCCCGUCUGCUGCCGCCGUCAGCGACGAGCAGCUGCUCAAGCAGGCGCCCCUCCUCAACCGCAGGCUGUCGAGCAAGUACAUCAACACGCAGUCGGUCUUCACCGCGCCCGGGCGCACGAAGCGCUACCUGGCUGCGCAAAAGGCGCGCGCCCGUCGAGCCGUCCUGCGCGCCGUCCGAACGGCCAUCAACGGGCGCGAUGCCGAUGGCCUGGGCGGCGGUCGCAAGCUCGGCGUCAACGACGACGACGUCGACGGCAUCGCCGACGGCUACAUCUCGGCGACGUUUGCUGACGGCGCCGUGUCGUCGGCGGCAACGACGGUGCCGAGCGCCGUGGACCGGACGCUGCUCCGGCUCGACUUUAGCUCGCUCAUCGCCUACCUCCCGCCCGACUUUUUCGGGCAGGACUACGAGAUCCGCGAGUAUCCCGUCGAGCGCGAGGUCGAGGGCGGGCGGCGGAGUCGGAUCGUGGGCCAGAUCCGCCGGCGGAUGGAGGUGGCGCGCAGAGACAUGGUCGUCUUUUGA
This is a messenger RNA of Pseudozyma flocculosa PF-1, 1539 nucleotides long. RefSeq lists its product as uncharacterized. Gene Ontology annotation, biological process: lipid homeostasis. The coding region runs from base 1 to 1539 and encodes 512 amino acids. The record is from RefSeq and is a predicted model, not a curated record. Gene Ontology annotation, cellular component: endoplasmic reticulum. Lineage: Eukaryota; Fungi; Basidiomycota; Ustilaginomycetes; Ustilaginales; Ustilaginaceae. The transcript is spliced from 2 exons.